Dentiscutata heterogama is the source of this 230-nucleotide messenger RNA. The record is from the annotation of a GenBank genome assembly. Lineage: Eukaryota; Fungi; Glomeromycota; Glomeromycetes; Diversisporales; Gigasporaceae.
UCAAAAAGACUAUACCAAAACUUAUCACAACAGCCAUAGCAAUUAAACUUGAUGAGUAUUGGCAAAAAUUGAAUCAAUCAUCCUUUAUGAUUGCUCUACUCAAUCCAAAUAUUAAACUUUCAUUAUAUGAUGCAAAAAAACAACAUAAAGCUCAACAAUAUAUAGAAAAUCUCUAUUCAAAAUAUAUUACCUCUAAUGCCAGUUUAUCAUCCCAAACUGAUACUUUAUAA